CUAUAAAGCUACUGCUGAUCAAACCGGGUGACUGUCGUCAUCCUCCAGAGCGCACAAAGCACGCAGUAGCCUAGUCAUAUUUCACCGGCGCAUAACGGACACCGGACAGGACAUUCCUCUUCAUAAUGGAGUUGUUCCCAGGGCUGGUGAUGCUGGUGGCUCUAAUGGUUUCAGUUGGUGCUGAAGGCGGCGUCGGCCCCAGCAACAACUCCAGUUUCUGCUCCGAGUCAAAGGAAUGUCUGGAGUAUGAGCUGGUGUGCAAAACAGAUGAAUAUGAGGUCCGUCACUACAGUCCUACUCGUUGGGUGUCUACGGAUGCGGAGGCCUACUUCAUGGGGGUGGGAGCAGCCAUGGCCUUCAGGAGACUGUUCCAGUAUAUCACUGGGGCCAACAACGGAGGUCUCCAGAUGGAGAUGACUGCUCCAGUCCUGGUGAGGAUCCCUGAGGAGACCAGGAUGUGGGAACCAGCCAUCUACACCCUCAGUUUCCUGCUUCCAGCGGCCUAUCAGGAGAGACCUCCCACACCUACCAAUGACAAGCUCUACUUUACUGAGAUGCCCUCUAUGGAUGUGUACGUGCGUAGCUACGGAGGCUGGAUGUUGUCAGUGACCUCCAGGCUUCACGCUCACCUACUGACCAAGGAGCUGGCCAGGGUCCAGGCUGACUACAACCACACCUACCACUACGGAGUGGGUUACGACAGUCCUCUGAAGCUGCUGAACAGACACAAUGAGGUGUGGUACGUAGCUGAGGGAGAGGCUGUCUGCUCUGACCCCCAAGAACCAACCCCACCACACACACCUACCCCCACACACACACCCAAUGCCACACACACACCCAACGCCACACACACACCCAACACCUCACACACACCCAACACCUCACACACACCCAACACCUCACACACACCCAACGUCACACACAUCCCCUCCAGCACCAUCUCUGACUCCCCCUCAGAUCUCCCAGCCAACCGGCCACCCACCCCCUCCCAGGCCCCCGAGGUGACCCCCUCUCAGGGCUCGGUGGUCAGGGAGACCCCCUCGGCCAACAGCUCUGACCCCCAGACGGACGGCCCCUGGAACAACACUGUGGAGGCCUCCCUGGAGGACACCCCCUCUGAUAACGCUGUCGCCGACCCCGCUGACCUCAACCUGGCCUAGUCCUGCAAUACUAUACAUGACCCUGAACAGUAGAGGGGUACAGAGGGCUGCUGUGGUGAGAGAGCUCCUUCAGUUAGAUGUCCAUUUGGAAUUGGGCCCUUGUCUCAGUAUUUACUGUAAUACACCACCGCCCCCUACUGGUGUCAUAUGGUGACUACACAUAUUAGCUUUAUUCACCUGCCGCUCACCUGUUAUCCGUGUUACCACACUGAUCUGUUAUCCAUGUUACCACACUGAUCUGUUAUCCGUGUUACCACACUGAUCUGUUAUCCAUGUUACCACACUGAUCUGUUAUCCAUGUUACCACACUAAUCUGUUAUCCAUGUUACCACACUGAUCUGUUGUUCAUGUUACCCUGUUAUCCAUGUUACCACACUGAUCUGUUAUCCAUGUUACCCUGUUAUCCAUGUUACCACACUGAUCUUUUAUCCAUGUUACCACACUGAUCUGCUGUCCAUGUUACCACACUGAUCUGUUAUCCAUGUUACCACACUGAUCUGUUAUCCAUGUUACCACACUGAUCUGUUAUCCAUGUUACCACACUGAUCUGUUAUCCAUGUUACCACACUGAUCUGUUAUCCAUGUUACCCUGUUAUCCAUGUUACCACACUGAUCUGUUAUCCAUGUUACCACACUGAUCUGUUAUCCGUGUUACCACACUGAUCUGUUAUCCAUGUUACCACACUGAUCUGUUAUCCAUGUUACCACACUGAUCUGUUAUCCAUGUUACCACACUGAUCUGUUGUUCAUGUUACCCUGUUAUCCAUGUUACCACACUGAUCUGUUAUCCAUGUUACCCUGUUAUCCAUGUUACCACACUGAUCUUUUAUCCAUGUUACCACACUGAUCUGCUGUCCAUGUUACCACACUGAUCUGUUAUCCAUGUUACCACACUGAUCUGUUAUCCAUGUUACCACACUGAUCUGUUAUCCAUGUUACCACACUGAUCUGUUAUCCAUGUUACCCUGUUAUCCAUGUUACCACACUGAUCUGUUAUCCAUGUUACCACACUGAUCUGUUAUUCGUGUUACCACACCGAUCUGUUAUCCGUGUUACCACACUGAUCUGUUAUCCAUGUUACCACACUGAUCUGUUAUCCAUGUUACCACACUGAUCUGUUAUCCAUGUUACAUCCAUGUUACCACACUGAUCUGUUAUCCAUGUUACCACACUGAUCUGUUAUCCAUGUUACCACACUGACCAAUGGCAGCACUGUAGAUAUAACCCUGACCAAUGGCAGCGCUGUAGAUCUAACCCUGGCCAAUGGCAGCGCUGUAGAUCUAACCCUGACCAAUGGCAGCGCUGUAGAUCUAACCCUGGCCAAUGGCAGCGCUGUAGAUCUAACCCUGACCAAUGGCAGUGCUGUAGAUCUAACCCUGACCAAUGGCAGUGCUGUAGAUCUAACCUUGACCAAUGGCAGUGCUGUAGAUCUAACCCUGACCAAUAGCAGCGCUUUAGAUCUAAACCUGGCCAAUGGCAGUGCUGUAGAUCUAACCCUGGCCAAUAGCAGCGCUGUAGAUCUAACCCUGGCCAAUGGCAGCGCUGUAGAUCUAACCCUGACCAAUGGCAGCGCUGUAGAUCUAACCCUGGCCAAUGGCAGCGCUGUAGAUCUAACCCUGACCAAUAGCAGCGCUGUAGAUCUAACCCUGGCCAAUAGCAGCGCUGUAGAUCUAACCCUGACCAAUAGCAGCGCUGUAGAUCUAACCCUGACCAAUAGCAGCGCUGUAGAUCUAACCCUGGCCAAUAGCAGCGCUGUAGAUCUAACCCUGGCCAAUGGCAGCGCUGUAGAUCUAACCCUGGCCAAUAGCAGCGCUGUAGAUCUAACCCUGGCCAAUGGCAGCGCUGUAGAUCUAACCCUGGCCAAUGGCAGCGCUGUAGAUCUAACCCUGGCCAAUAGCAGCGCUGUAGAUCUAACCCUGGCCAAUGGCAGCGCUGUAGAUCUAACCCUGGCCAAUAGCAGUGCUGUAGAUCUAACCCUGGCCAAUGGCAGCGCUGUAGAUCUAACCCUGGCCAAUGGCAGCGCUGUAGAUCUAACCCUGGCCAAUGGCAGCGCUGUAGAUCUAACCCUGACCAAUGGCAGCGCUGUAGAUCUAACCCUGACCAAUGGCAGCGCUGUAGAUCUAACCCUGACCAAUGGCAGCGCUGUAGAUCUAACCCUGGCCAAUAGCAGCGCUGUAGAUCUAACCCUGGCCAAUGGCAGCGCUGUAGAUCUAACCCUGACCAAUGGCAGCGCUGUAGAUCUAACCCUGACCAAUGGCAGCGCUGUAGAUCUAACCCUGACCAAUGGCAGCGCUGUAGAUCUAACCCUGACCAAUGGCAGCGCUGUAGAUCUAACCCUGACCAAUGGCAGCGCUGUAGAUCUAACCCUGACCAAUGGCAGCGCUGUAGAUCUAACCCUGACCAAUGGCAGCGCUGUAGAUCUAACCCUGACCAAUAGCAGCGCUGUAGAUCUAACCCUGGCCAAUGGCAGCGCUGUAGAUCUAACCCUGGCCAAUGGCAGCGCUGUAGAUCUAACCCUGGCCAAUAGCAGCGCUGUAGAUCUAACCCUGGCCAAUAGCAGCGCUGUAGAUCUAUCCCUGACCAAUAGCAGCGCUGUAGAUCUAACCCUGACCAAUAGCAGCACUGUAGAUCUAACCCUGACCAAUGGCAGCGCUGUAGCAGUGUGGUAACUUUAUUCUCCUUUAUCAUUAUUCAUUGUUUACAGAUAAAGUUGUAUUUCUGUCACACUGACUAGAAGGUUCUCCACUCGUUGUCGUCUCCGUUGUCUAUUUAUUUGUCAUUAUUUAUACAUGUAUUUUCUGUCUGUUUGCAGCUUUUACAUUCAGCUUGAUAUCAGUCGGUAGUGUAUAAUGACUCACCAUGUCUGUAUGACACGAUGGUGUGUGUGAAAAUGCUUAACUUGUAUCAUUAGUCAAAUAGUCGAAAUGUAACCAUUUAAAAGUGAUAGACUGAUGUUUCAUCUGUAGAUGUACCCGAGAGGGUUUCUGUUCGUCUGGUUGUCAUAUCUGUCAAGUCUUGAGGAUGGCGCAAUAAACCACUAAAACAAA
Oncorhynchus kisutch (coho salmon) is the source of this 4207-nucleotide messenger RNA. Its product is annotated as heme-binding protein 1. The transcript is spliced from 7 exons. The coding region runs from base 126 to 1160 and encodes 344 amino acids. NCBI's taxonomy places the organism in Eukaryota, Metazoa, Chordata, Actinopteri, Salmoniformes, Salmonidae. The record is from RefSeq and is a predicted model, not a curated record. Gene Ontology annotation, molecular function: heme binding.